GAUCCCAGCUCUCACUCCCUUCACUCUGAGUUAGCACUUUCUCUGUGCUCUUGUCCAGUGCCUGCUGUCCCUGCUGUGCUCUGCAGUUUGGCUCUGCCACCUCAUACCUUGGUUGUGCUACAGUGUACUGUGAUAUUCUCCGCUGAGCAUUCUGUUUUUCCUGGGCAGCAUUCCAGAUGGCGAACGAGUUAAGGCCCUGCCCAUGUGAUAUUGGAGACAGGUUUGAUUAUGGCGGCCGUGGGCAGGAAGUACAAAUUGAGCACAUCAAGGCAUAUGUCUCUAAACCCUCUACCAGCACAGACAAAGCCGUGAUCGUGAUUCAUGACAUAUUUGGAUGGGAACUCCCAAACACGAGAUACAUAGCUGAUAUGCUAACAACCAAUGGAUACAUAGCCAUCUGCCCUGAUUUUUUUGUGGGACAGGAACCAUGGAAACCUUCAAAUGAGUGGGCUACCUUCUACGAUUGGGUGAAAACACGAGAUGCCGGCAAAAUAGACAAAGAAGUUGAUGUUGUCAUGAAGUAUCUAAAAGAACAUUGUGGUGCAAAGACCAUCGGUGUGAUUGGGUUCUGCUGGGGUGGAGCAGCAGUACAACACCUGAUGCUGAAGAAUCCUCAUUUAAAGACAGGAGUGUCUCUUUAUGGAGUGAUCAAGUUCUUUGAUGACAAAAGCACUUUGCUUCACCCAACCUUCUUCAUUUUUGCUGAAAAAGAUGACAUCGUCCCCCUGGAGCAAGUUACCGCGCUGGAGCAGAAGCUUAAACAAAACACUAAAGUUGAUUAUGAAGUUAAAAUUUACCCUGGACAAACUCAUGGUUUUGUGCACCGCAAAAAAGAAAACAUCAAUCCUCAGGAUAAACCUUCCAUUGAGGAAGGAAGAAGAGAUAUGAUCAACUGGCUGAAUAAAUACAUGUAGAGGAAAUCAAGCACCCAUAAAACAAACCACUGGCUUAUGAAAUCAGAAAAUAACAAAGAUUAUGUUGAUUAAAAUGCUCUUACAAUCAUCAAAAUGUUUUGUAAAUACCUUUUACAAUAGCACUACUUACAUGCACUUAUUUUCUAAGAUGUAUAUAUUUUUACAAAUGCUGAAAGCUGUAUUGUAAAAACAUUUUUGAGUUCAACUUCACAUACCUUAAAAUUAUUAUAAAAGGAUGUAGAUUUCUAGAAUCUGAAAGAUUCCCUUUCUUAUAUUCAUAUCAUUGUAAUAAAAGAUCAUCGAAACUCAGUGUCCACUUGGAUAACGCUCUCGUAAAAGCUGUGUUUAAAGUUGUUGGGCUGUGAAAUGUGACAUCGUGGAGGGAAAGCUCCGGCAAAGACAAUCUAUUUAAGUUUAAAUAGCCACAGUAUUCAUAGACAGGUACUGCAUUUUUUAUGGACUAGAGGGAUAUGCAGAAUGAGCAAAGAAGGACUGAGCAAAAGUGUAGAUGGUAGAAAACGAAGAGACUGUGAAAGAAUGGAAAACAGAGAGAAAUAAGAACUAAAUUGGAACAGAAGACUGUCACCAGCCAUAGGCAGAACAUAGAAAAAACAAGAACAAACAAGUGAGUGAAGACUGAAUCCUUCUUCCCCCAUUUCCAGACAGUACUCUAGUGGGAGUAGGGACUGAGGGCAGGGAUUUAAUCUUGGCUGCCACCUUGUUGUUUCCUUUAGUAUCUUAUUAUCUGUGUCUAUCAACCAAAUUCAGGAUUAUCUACUUUAACAACUUUGGGGUAUUACAGCCAGCCUGAAUAUCUUUAAAAUUUACCUGGGUCUUCCUUUCUUCCACGGAAAUUCCUUGCAUAGGCAUAAUGGCCAGUGUUUUGGAGAACUGCUUCAGCACCUCAAGUGAUCUGCAAACCUACCACAUCUAAUUGUUCUGAUUUAUCUUCCUUCUUCUUACAUUUGCACUUCUUCAAUAAAAUUAAUUUCUUCCAGGA
Coturnix japonica (Japanese quail) is the source of this 1914-nucleotide messenger RNA. Its product is annotated as carboxymethylenebutenolidase homolog. NCBI's taxonomy places the organism in Eukaryota, Metazoa, Chordata, Aves, Galliformes, Phasianidae. The record is from RefSeq and is a predicted model, not a curated record. Gene Ontology annotation, molecular function: hydrolase activity.